AUAAAACCAUAUAGAAUGGUAGCUUCGAUCUCGAUCUCCCUCUCCUCGAGCCGGGUGAACUAUUGGGUGGAUCCGAUGAGGCUCCUUCGACGGAUCGCCGGCUUGCUGGGCCUCGCGAGGGAGGAGGACGACGCCCGCAGAGGAAAGGAAGGCAGUGGCGGAGGAGGAGGAGGAGGAGGAGGAGGCGAUGGAGGGGGCGGCGAGGAGCGGACAAGAACGAGCGGAGCGGCGGGCUGUAGCGCCGCAGCCGCUGCAAGAGGAGGGUUCGGCGUCCAGGUUCCCGUCGCCGUCGAGAAGCCUGCUCUCAGCCCGGUCCUCGUCCCCUGCGAGCCCGGCGAAGGCGGCGUCCAGGGGUUCAGGUGGUACACAAGAAGACUCCGGAUCGACGAGGAUGGGGACGUGGCGAACGAGUUCCUGGACGAAGUUGCACCUGAGGUCUCACCCGAGAACCUCGUAGUACUUCCCAAGUUCCAGGUGAAGCACAACACCCAGCCCACCGCCAUGGCCAUGAGAAAGCAGGUCAUCGCGGUGGACGGGAACAUCCACCAGAGCCUGGAGUACCAGGGAAAAUUGCAGUGGGCAUGAUGAAAGAUGAACCCACACCACCACCAGAUUCUUGUAUACUUGGUGGCUGCAGGUCGGACGCUGGAAACCGGGAAGGUCGGCACGGCUACUCCCGGAGGAGUCGGAGUGGCGGCGCCGAUUGGCAGGUGGUGAUGGCCGCCAUGGAGCAAG
Messenger RNA from Musa acuminata subsp. malaccensis (wild Malaysian banana), 735 nucleotides. RefSeq lists its product as uncharacterized. The record is from RefSeq and is a predicted model, not a curated record. Lineage: Eukaryota; Viridiplantae; Streptophyta; Magnoliopsida; Zingiberales; Musaceae.